AUGGGCAACUGCCUUGCAACCGCGUCGAUGCCGGGUGGCAAGCCGCGGUGCGAGCACUGCAAGCACACGGCGGCGGUGGCGUGGACCGCCAUGACCGACGCCCAGAGGAUGAUCUGGGUGCGGCUCAGCGACACUGGUUUCGCGCACCGCGUGUGUCAGACCAAGGUCUCGGUGACGACCGAGGCCAGCACGCGCCGGCUCGGCGUGACGCGGGACACUGCGGCGUCCGCGGACGCGCCGUCGGUCCGCGCAACGCCCCGGCCGCCCGAACGAGACCGGCUCCGGGCCGGAUCCGCGGCCACGCAGGCGUGCGCGUCGGGUCACUCUGGCCUCGGCGUCUGCGGCUGCGACGAGCGCGCUCCGGACGGCGCCGUGGCUCUCAGCCGCGACGACUCGCUCAGCAAGGCGAAGAGCGUGCCUCCCAAGCGGACCGGACUCACACCCGCGCAAAUCGAGGGCCUGCAGUGCCGCCGGAUGUUUGGCCUCGGCAACGCACGGCCGCCCGCGCUGUUGCAGAUACCGGAAGACUCCAAGUGGCGCGUCAAUUACUGGGAGAUCUCCCGCUACCGCAAAAACCCGCGCAUCGAGCAGCUCUGCGGCGCCGCGGCGCGCUCCGCGCACUCGCGGAAGGAAUUCGAGCGCCGCAAGCACACCAGCGACCGCCCAGCAGGAGCGCCAGCCUCGCCGCCCAACACCCCCGUGGCGCGCCCGGCGCCGCAGCAGCAGCAGCGCGCGCUCACCACCGUCACCAGCGCCCCCGUCGUCCGCCGGGACGCUCCCAGCGCGGGCCAGGCGCAUCCGCCCGCGGACCAGGCGGCGCCACAGCGCGGCAGCUCUCACCCCGGCGGCGAGGUGGGGGCGCGGCAGACGGUGGGCGUGCGCGCGGAGCCCGCUGCGCGCGAGGACCCUUGCCCCUCGCCCGGGAGCUCCGUGGAGAACGAUUCCGGGCUCGGCGCGGCGGGCGGCGGGAAGCACAGCAGCGGCACCCACGCGCAUGAUGUCGGCGGCGCAGACGAGGAGGGGGGUGUCUGGCGACCGCUGCCGCUGGAGGACAGCAGCCCGACGAUGCCGCGCGACCACGAAGCGGCGGCGACCGACGUGCGGGUGGUUGCGGCUGCCUCGCAGCACACAGCACAGGUGGCCUGA
Messenger RNA from Pedinophyceae sp. YPF-701, 1146 nucleotides. NCBI's taxonomy places the organism in Eukaryota, Viridiplantae, Chlorophyta, Pedinophyceae. The record is from the annotation of a GenBank genome assembly.